Messenger RNA from Parastagonospora nodorum SN15, 3282 nucleotides. RefSeq lists its product as hypothetical. The transcript has 7 exons. The record is from RefSeq and is a predicted model, not a curated record. Lineage: Eukaryota; Fungi; Ascomycota; Dothideomycetes; Pleosporales; Phaeosphaeriaceae. Gene Ontology annotation, molecular function: nucleic acid binding; protein binding. Bases 1 to 3282 code for a protein of 1093 amino acids.
AUGGCUCCAAAAGGGAAGAACAAAGGUGGCGGAGGAAAGAAGAAGGCCAAGGGCAACCAAACUGCGCCAGGUGAACUCUCGACGCAACAAAAGGCCAACAUCACGCAUAAUUUCGAUUACUACAGCAAGAGAGUUGAUGCUAAGCAGCAGUAUUGGAAGAAUAGUGUUGGUACAAAUCAGACUGAUGCAGCUAAUGCAUUCUGGGAGGAGCUCAAGCAGCAGCACGAAGCGUCUCAGCCAUCUCCUCCCGCCGCGCCUGGUACUCCACAGGUAUCCGAUGCUGAAGAUUCGCAGAAAGGUCUCGCGUCGGAUCUAGAGAGUCUGAGCUUGGAUAGAGAAGGAGAUGAUAGCGGUCCAGAGCUAAAAGAGCAAGAUGAGAGCGGUACAGAGCUCGAAGAGCAGGUUAAGGGCGAUGCCACGGGCGAGGGACUUGUCAACAACGAAGACACUUCUCGAGCCAUGGCACCAGCGGCGGGCCCUAUUCUUCAUGCAUCGGACGGCAUAGCACACUUGAUUGACAUCAUGGAUGUUGGACCGAACUUGGACCAGACUCGGAAGGCAAAAGGCGCCAAAUUUCCCAUCCGAACUGACUUCCAGAACACUACCACAAAUGUCUUCACCAACCACUUCGAGGUAACAAUUGAUGAUCACGCCACGUUCCAUGAGUUCCAGGUCGUCGGUAUCCCCGAAGGACGUUCCAAGAGAAUGAACAAGAUGUUCAUGGAUACUGUUAUCGAAAAGUCGCCUGUACUGCAUGGAAACCAAGACUUCUUCGCUACAGACAGCGUGAAGACUAUCAUAGAUCAGGUAAUGGGGAUGGGGAAGGAUGGCACCUCCUCAAUGUGCAAGAUGGCAACGAUGGAGCAGUCGCCCAUCUAUAUCUUCGCCAUGUUCGAGUCGUUGACACUGCAGGGUCUGAAACGUUAUGUCGCGUCUGAGCCGCCCUCUGACGAUUGGAAUCCUAUGGGCUGGAACGAGAGCACUACCAUGGAUGCUCUGAACAUUGUCGUAUCGAAGUGUUUUGGCACAGGAAUUGUUCGAACAGUCGCAAACAAGUUCUUUGUCGAGGCCAGGUUGGAGCCCAUUGGGCACGUCUCCGCUGUGCACCAUCCGGGGCUACUACUUCUCGACACGACCUGCGAGCUCAUGGCGGGAAAAACGAUUUUUGGCCGAGACUACCCAAGCAUGCUCACUGGACUCCGAGUCUACAUUGACUACGAACGAGGCUCAACGAAGGACGGAAAGGCAUCAUCGGUCAACAACGAAGAGUCUCGUAUUAAGAGAAUAUGUGCGCUUGGUCUGCCCUGCAACACCCAGACCUUCUCCCUCAAGAAGCGUGAUGAUGCCGGAAAUGAUCUAACAGAGCAGUCGAUCACCAUCAAGGAUUAUCUCGAGAGCGAGUAUGACAUCAAGCUGGGAAAUCCCGAACUGGAUGCAGUCAACCUUGGAAGCCAGCAAAGACCAUCUUGGUUCGCUCCUGAGAAACUGGUCAUCAUGCCGUAUCAGGUCUACCGACGUGCAGUCCCUAGCAGACUGACAUCAGAUAUGCUCAGAAUCGCAUGCAACGGCCCACGUCGCAAUCGCGAGCUGAUAGAAGGAGAAGGUAUGAGCAAGUUGCUCCUACAACCAGGAGCAGCCAUCGCUGGACGUCGUGACCUACCUCUCACGAUUAGCAAGAGCAUGCUGAAGGUCGAUUGUUCACAACUCCCGUACCCGAAGAUCCGCUACGGAGACCAAUCCUACAACAUCAAACCGGCCGAUGCGAAGUGGAACUUGGGCGACAAACAAUUCCUGAGUACUAAAAACCACGAGCGCACUGUCUCAUACACAGUUUUGCACGAAAGAAGCGUCGAUGCCACUCACAUUGAUCAGAUUCGGCAGAACUUCGAAGUACAGCUCACGAAGUUGAAAGUGGGCAACGCCACGCACUUGGGUACACAUCAGCUGUCGACAAAUGUGAAAGGCCUGCAAUCCGGGCUUCGGAAAGCUCAACAACAGAAGGUUGACCUGGUCAUACUGGUGCUCAGGUCGAAGGACCAGGAGGUCUACUCGAAUUUCAAAUAUCUGGCCGACCGUGUGUUUGGAAUUCCCAGUAUCGUCAUGGUAACGGCAAGUAAUUUCAGAGGAGGAGCGUGGAACGUUACUGGAUUGGACCAGUACAUUGGAAACAUCAUGAUGAAAGCUAAUCUCAAGUUGGGCGGCAUCAACCACUCUGCGGAGUCUGACAGAGGGAACAUAAAGAAUCAUCUGGAAAACACUUUGGUACUAGGCUCAGAUGUGACCCACCCGUCGAACGGCAGUCUUUUUGGAUGUCCUUCUGUGGCGGCCCUUGUUGGUUCCGUGGACAACACUGGCGGUUGUUUCCUAGGGUCGUUGAGGUUGCAGGAUCAAGGCAGCAAAGAGCACCAGAUGAUUGAUGACUUGAAGUCCAUGGUCGUUGACCGGCUCUGGGACUGGUUCUCCCUCAACAAGCGCAAGCAUCCCAAAAACAUUCUCUACUACCGCGAUGGUGUAGGAGACUCACAGUUCGAAGAAGUUAGGAACAAGGAGCUUGUAGACAUUCGCGAUGGAUAUGAUCAGUUCGUCAAGGAGGUGCGAAAAGCAUCAUUUGGACGUGAUAUCGAGGACCCACCGCCUCUAAAGUUGACUGCAGUUGUGUGCACCAAGAGACAUCACACGCGCUUCUACCCUAACAAGCCAGCCGAUAUGCAGACCAACGCUCAAAACAACUGCAAGGCAGGGACGUUGGUAGAACAAUCUGUUACCAACCCAUACUUCACCGACUUCUACCUGCAAUCGCACAACGGCAUCAAAGGCACAGCUAAGCCAGCGCAUUACUUCGUUCUGGUCAACGAGAUGGAAAUCGGAGUCUCAGAUCUGCAGCAUCUGACUUACAACCUCUGCCUCUCCUACGUCCGCGCAACAAUGGGCGUCUCCUACGCAGCUCCCGCAUAUUAUGCAGACAGGCUGUGCGAAAGGGCCCGCUGCUACUUGCGCGACUUCUUCGUGCCUCAGCAAUCCAUGCGCGAGGAAGUUGAGGCUCAGCGUCGUCAAUUCGAGAAGUCGAAGGGUAUUCGGCCACCAAAAGACAUGGAUAACAUGAGCUUUUCGCAAAAGGAGCAAGAGAGAGCCAGAGUGAAGCAAGUCAAGGAGGAAAUUGACGGGAUUUUGAGGAAAAUGAAGAGGACCAGCGCGCAGAGUAGGUUGGACGCAAGAAGUCAGGAGCAAGAUUAUUGCGAGGAGAAGUGUGAGGCGCUGCGGAAGACGAUGUACUGGAUGUGA